CAGCCCAUCGAUUUACAUCAUCAGCUUGAGCCAUCGAUCCUCCUCAGCCGCACUCGCCUUACUAGUCCCUUUGAGAGCAGCUCUCGCGCCACCUUUCCUCAGCUAGCUAGCCAUGGCCGCCGCACGGACCUACGUCGACUUCGUGCCGUCGCACGAGCUGGUCGAGGACGCCGCCAAGCAGACCCUCGUCGUCAACCUCCCCGGGUUCAAGAAGGAGCAUCUGAGGGUGCAGAUCGACAACUACGGCCGGCUGAGGGUCAGCGGCGAGCGGCCGCUCGAGGGCGGCCAGUGGAGCCGGUUCCGCAAGGAGUUCCAGGUCCCCGAGGGCUGCGACGCCGGCGGCAUCCGCGCCAGGUUCGAGAAGGACGGCGUCCUCCACGUCACCAUGCCCAGGCUCACGCCCCUCCAGGACGACCCAAAGGCAGCGGCAGACCACGAGGCGGAAGCUGCCCGGCACGCCGCUGCCGCUGCCGUCGCAGAAGAGAAGCAGCGCCAGGAGGAGAUGGAGGAGGAGCGCGCGAGGAAGCGUCAUGCGGCUGACGAGGAGGACCGCGCCAGCGACGAAGGCGAAGACGCACACCACCAGGCGGCGUCUGCCGGCCGGCAGGCGUACGGCUUCGCCAGGGACCGGAGCAGGAGCGGGAUGGUGCGGGCGCUGCUCCUCGCCGUGGCGGUGGCCUUGGUCGGCGUUGCUGGCCUGUAUGCUCGGUACAGGUGGAUGGACCCGUCGGCUGAGGCGGCGCCGGCAGAUGGUGCCACCGUUGGCCUCUCUGACUAUUGAUCACCAGCACCAAGCAUUCAUACACACUGCUGAAGAUAAGAUAAUUCGGGGGAAAAACAGUGGCCAAGAUACGGGACUACAAGAGCUGCCUGAAAUACUACGUGUAAAUAUGAUCUCACUACUGUAACUUACACAUUCAAUUGGUGGUUGUACUUGUACAUAUACUGGGCAUAGUACCCUAUUGUCAAAACAUGAAAAGAUCGGCCUUGAAGUACAUGCUGAAAA
Aegilops tauschii subsp. strangulata is the source of this 1006-nucleotide messenger RNA. RefSeq lists its product as uncharacterized. NCBI's taxonomy places the organism in Eukaryota, Viridiplantae, Streptophyta, Magnoliopsida, Poales, Poaceae. Gene Ontology annotation, biological process: cellular response to heat. The record is from RefSeq and is a predicted model, not a curated record.